AUGGAUUAUCAUGCGAUUCACGGUUAUGAUAGAGCAAGCUUUGACACGGCAAGCACACACCGACUACCAACAGUAUCAGCUUCACAGGCCCUUGACGACCUUGGAUGUGACGCGUCAACUCACGUUUCAACUGGACUUGAAGGUCUGGAUCGUUCACUCCUAGGUCCUGUAGCUUUUGACUCGCAAGAUGCCGUGGUUAAAGGCGGUGUUCAACGAGGCCAAGUGACAGAAAUCUGGGGACCACCGGGUUCCGGCAAAACAGCAUUAGGCUUACAGCUCACAGCGAAUGCGCUAUAUAAUGGUGAUGCAGUGGUCUGGAUAGAGAGGGGUGCAACACUCACAGCCGCAAUCAAUGCCAACGUAUGGGAACAAGGCGUUUCGACCAGACUUGUCACGUUUCGAGACUGGGUCUGGCAGGGAAAUAGUCUCACCAGCGUCUUCCUCGUAGGCCUGCAGAAAGUUGAUGGUAGAGUAUGUCAGGAGGCUGUGGAGAAUAUUGUCGCAUUUAGAGUGGAGUCGGACGGUACGACCCAGGUUCCCUAUGAAGCGUUACAGUCUUUCGAAUUAGCCCGGAAUAAGCGAAAGCUUGGAGAAACCGAACUCGAAGUGCCAGACAGCGAAGAUGACGAGGAUUACGGAUGGGCAGAUGAAGACGAAGCGGCCAUGCCGGCGCCGCCACCCCAGUGGCAAGGCAGCGAAGACCUCAUCUUAGGUCAAGACGUCGGGCAUAGCGAAGAAGAGAACAGCGAGCACGACGAGCCUGGCACCGACGAUGAAUCGAACACGAAAUGA
Molecule: messenger RNA, 792 nt
Organism: Fusarium poae
Lineage: Eukaryota; Fungi; Ascomycota; Sordariomycetes; Hypocreales; Nectriaceae
Exons: 5
Coding region: 1-792 (263 amino acids)
Biological process (GO): DNA repair; meiotic DNA recombinase assembly; reciprocal meiotic recombination
Cellular component (GO): Rad51B-Rad51C-Rad51D-XRCC2 complex; Rad51C-XRCC3 complex; replication fork
Molecular function (GO): ATP-dependent DNA damage sensor activity; crossover junction DNA endonuclease activity; ATP binding
Source: RefSeq, a predicted model, not a curated record